This is a messenger RNA of Hypoxylon trugodes, 7341 nucleotides long. RefSeq lists its product as uncharacterized. Lineage: Eukaryota; Fungi; Ascomycota; Sordariomycetes; Xylariales; Hypoxylaceae. The coding region runs from base 554 to 6781 and encodes 2075 amino acids. The transcript has 3 exons. Gene Ontology annotation, cellular component: extrinsic component of membrane; phagophore assembly site. The record is from RefSeq and is a predicted model, not a curated record. Gene Ontology annotation, molecular function: phosphatidylinositol-3-phosphate binding. Gene Ontology annotation, biological process: piecemeal microautophagy of the nucleus; autophagy of mitochondrion; autophagosome assembly.
CGGUAUCGAUAGCACCAAUUGAUAGGCAUUCUACGGGAUUUCCUGAGUAAAAGCGGAUCAAAUGACACACUCUGCUGCAGCUCAUGUUUAAAGGACCCAAGGUUUAAGCUAGCACACCCUCUCCCCGUCAUCCACCAGUCGAUAGGUACCACCUGCACCUGCACAUGGACCUAGACAACCUAGACCAGCCUUAACUUACCUACAGUGCCAGUACUGCUGCCACGCCUCAGCAUUUUCCUUCUUGCUGUGUUAUCGUUGGGACUUGCUUCCUUCUCUUCUUUUCCUAUCGAGAUUUAUCAUUAAUUCUAUCAGACGCAAACUUUCCAUCCCGAUAUUCAAAACCUGCCUGCCCGAUCUCAUGCUAUUAUCCCAACUACGCCAUCAGUACAGACAACGAUGACCUACCACCCCGCAUCCCAAGCCGUGGGAUAUCGUGAUAAUCUAUCGCCUCUCCCCCACACGCGACCUGCGCGUCCGUGAAGCUAUUAUUUUGUAGUAUCAUCUCUAAUUCCAAGUCGAUUGUGAAAAUUGUGACAUCGUCACUUUUGUCACCAUGGCGACCUUUUUGCAGUCCUUUCGGAAUUCCAGUAUGCCCAAGCGGCUACUGCGAUAUACACUAUCCAAACUGGAUUACUUCGAUACCGAUGCCUUGGACAUAGAUAAACUGGACUUCUCCGUGGGCAUGAAUAAUGUCUUCACAUUACAAGAUGUUGGGGUUAAGUUAGAGAAACUAGAACAGCUCUUACAGCUUCCCCCGUCAUUCGAAGUUCAAAAAGCCAAAGUUUUUCGUCUUCGUAUUACCGUGCCCUCUGCCAUCUAUACAAGCCCCAUUACUGUCGAAGUCGACGGCGUCCAGAUAAAGCUCAAGCUUACUUCUAAGGAUAGUAGCUCAGAGUCCACAUCAAAAGGUAGCUCACAUCGGAAAACGAACACUAAACCAUCCGACGAAGGCGAUACUGUUCCACAUGCUAUCGAUUUAGCCCAGUCGUUCCUAGAGACGCAAGCCCCGAAAGACAAGGCAGAGCUUCAAGCUGCCCUCGAGGCGGAAACCCAAGACCUUGGUGCUUCAAUAACGAGUAGCGAAGAUGGAAGCGAUGAGGAUUACCCUCUAGGGACUGGUCAGCCUCUUUCACUACCAACCUUCCUAGCAGAUUUCCUACAAGGCAUAGUCGAUCGUCUACAAAUAUCCGUCAAAGGAGUUACCUUUCAGCUCGACGUCGAGGUUCCUGUCGAACACAACCCGACAAUUUCCGAGCCCGUAACCUUCCAACUCGCUGUCGAUGACGUAAACGUAGAGGGUGUCACAACGGAGGUAGAUGAGAGUAAUACAGAGGGCACACCCAAAAUAAUUCACAAAGAAGGGAAGCGUUAUGUUGGAUUAAAUAAAAUUCGAGCGAGCUUGAUCUCAGAGGCGAAUGUUUUCUCAAAUUUAGCGCGUUCUCCAUCGAUACCAUCGUCGCAUGCGACCAAUUCGCCAACUAUUACGAGGCAGCCGACCGCAACCGAUGAAUCGAUUUCACCGACGAUAUCUGCAUCUGAAUGGCGAUCUAACGUUGGCGAUCUGACUGAAAGUCAAACGCACCACCACUUAAUGGACAGUGAAGACGCCUUCAACAUACCCUAUGAUUUAGGUAGUUCGAAUGAAGACGAUGAAGAACUAAGAUCUACUCCAUCAACUCCACGAGCGCUUGCACCCCACCCUUCACGAGAUGAACCCGAACCGGCCCCUCUAAUACGAGCGGCUCAAUCGUCUAUAAAUCCGCCCCCAGAUCAAUGGUCAUCUUCGAUGCGUAUUGCUCAAUCCGAACCAACUCUAGAAUACCGACAAAGAUGGGGAGAGGGCUCUGUCGAAUCGUCACAAAGUGCCGACGAACAAUCGGAUUCAAUUGGAAGUGAAAGGAGACCUUCUCUAAACGAAGAUCUUGCACGCUCCCACUUGUUUAGUCACGAAGAUGCUGAAAGCAUGUACAUGAGUGCUUUUUCUUACGCUUCAUCUUCCCAGGUAGACCAAGCAAAUCAUGCCAUGCCUGGUGCUUGGGGUUCGGAGCCUCCAAGUGUGGAAAACUCCCCGAAGUCGAAACGUGAGGUUCAGCCUUUAACUUCCAAUUCUCCAGAACCAACGACCAGUUCAUCACAAAAUAUACCGGUAGAUGAACUUUCUCCAGAAAAUGAAACGUCGUCACCAAAUUUACAUCCAGAACAUAAUCCCGUCGUUGACAAUCUUGAGGAGGCGAAACAGCCGCACGAUGAUUUACCCCAUCCUUCAGAGGAAGCCCCAGCGGAAGAGUCUACGACACCUAGGGGACCAACGCGUCUUAUUAAAGAACUCGUUUCAUUAGAUGUCGUUUCGCUGUAUAUUCCUUCAAAUCACCAACGCAUCCAGGUAGCGUAUUCAGGAGAAGAUUCAACCUCCGAAGUACCCCGAAGUCGUUUGGAUCGUUCUAUUUCUCCCAACCUUCCGGGCGCGUUCUCCGUUUACGCGGGCGAUCAGUCCACUGCAUCAUUAGCCCCAAUUCCUAACACACAAAUUCCUCCAGCUCCUCUUGAUAAAACCCUAGAGGUUAUAUUAUCGUCACUAGAAAUACGUUCCGACCUGUCGACCGGGUUUUUGCUAAGUAUCGUGGUAUCACGAAUACUUUCAGCUUUGAAAGAGCAACCUCAAACCCCGCCCGCAAAACAGAAAAUGAAGGUUGAAGAUAAAAGUGACGCAGCGCCUUUGCCCGACAUCAAAAUCGCCGCAGAACAGAUUACUAUACAUUUCCUCGAAAAUCUAGUCGGAAUUGCCGACACACCUGAGCGAAUAUUUAAUCCCAGUCCUGCUUCCUUGGGUGUGGACGCCCUCUUAACUACGUCGAUUCAAGAUUUAAACGUCGGUAUAAUAGGUUUGUCAUCUUCGACCGAGACCUCAGUCAAUGUGGGUAAGUUUAAGCUUGGAUAUGGAAAUGAUGAUAUUGUUUCCUUCGAUCAACGUAUACAAAUGCGAGCCUCGGUAAGGGACGCAUUUCCCUCCGCCGGGGCCGAUAUAUCUCUCAAGUUCACACAAACCCCUAAGACUACGAGAUGCGAAGUCACAACCUUACCACUUCACAUCAAAAUGGACCUUCAAAGGCUAGAUGAGACAUUUAGUUGGUUUGGCGGUCUGAGCGGUUUCCUAAAUAUGAGCUCAUCAAUGACAUCCAAUACUUCACCGCCUCCCCAGAGUCCUCCGAGGACUCCAAAGGCGCCGUCCAAAUCACGUGGCGUGAGAUUCGAUGCACCUAUACGGCCAGAUGACACAUCGGCAAACUCAGAGAACAAAAUGAACAUGAGACUGGGCGGUCUCCGUUUAGAUUUGAUUGGAAAAGAGUGCAGUGUAUCUCUGGAUACUACCGCUGUAAAAUUGGUUAGUCGAGAUGAAGGAUUGGGCGUUGGUAUCUCCAAGAUACAACUCGCAGGUCCAUAUACGAAGCGUUCCAUGGGUGAUCCCCCUAUUAACGCCGUAAUCACAAACACCCGCCUCGAAUAUCUCACAGCACCGAAGGAUAACGAUCUUGAAAGACUUCUAGAGCUUAUCAUACCAUCCAAGUACAAGUUCGACGAUCGUGAUGACGAGAUCAUGGUGGACACUCUACUCUGGCAAAGAAGGAAAGGUGCUGUCUUACGCGUUAAUGUCGAUGACCUAGAAAUUAGCGUUGGUAAGAUACAGCAUCUCGAAGUAUUACCGACAUUAGGCGAAGAUCUAGCACGAUUAUCAACCGUCGCCAAAUACUUGCCUGAAGACGACCGGCCGGGAAUCCUUACACUAGGUCUGGUCCGCAAUCUAGACGUCUCAGUAGAUACCGGUGGGAAGUUGGGUACUGUUCGAACAUCGUUGAAGGACACCGAAGUUGGCCAUAUUACCAUGCCUUCCUUACUUGCGCUUGGAGUAGGCUCCAUCUCAGUACGACGAAACCAUACGGAGGAGUUAAUUGGCACAACCCUUUCAUCUCUUGAAAAGAUCAAACCUGGUCCUGUUUUGACCAUGAGGGUGAUCGGAGAUGAGAUGGAGCCGGUUAUUAAAGUCCGAAUGCGGAAUCUGAAUAUCGAGUAUCGCGUACCAACAAUUAUGGACAUUCUUGGCCUCGCUGAGGACACAACCCCACAGGAUUACGAAGCCAUGCUAGCAGCUUCUGUGGCUAAUCUUGGCGAACAUGCUCAUGCAGCCAUUACAGGGAAGCCACAAAGCCGCCCAGCGGAUCCCGAAGGUAAAUCCAAGGAUGGAAAACCAACAAAAGUCGAUUUCGUUAUCCGAGACUGUCUGCUGGGCUUGAAUCCACUUGGACUGACGUCGAAAUUGACAAUCGUGUUAACCGAUACUCACUUUGAAGUUAUCCUAUCCGAUGGCGACGACGUCAAGGCAACUGGUUAUUUAAAUAGAGCAUCGAUUCUCCUCAUCGAUGAUGUUUCGAUCCUGGAAUCAAAAGAUUCUCAGUCGGCUACUCGAAGGCGUAGCUCAAACACUCCUACCCCACAGGUGGUAGAGUUGUGCCAGAAAGGUUACGUAGACAUAUGCUUCGUUUCUUCAGCGAAGGUUGCAGUCCAAGUCGGUACCAAUAAAAAGGACGGGAACAAAUGGAUUGAUGUCGAAUUGCGAGAUGAUCUUUUAGUCCUCGAGACUUGUGCAGACUCGACUCAGACUCUGAUUGCCCUAGCCAAUGCGCUCGCCCCUCCGACGCCACCAAGCAAAGAGAUUAAGUAUAGGACAAAGGUUGUCCCCGUCCAGGAUCUACUGGCUUCCAUAUCUGCCGAUGCAUUCGGAAAAGCAGAAGGCGACUACGAUUUUGAUAACGAUUUUGGUCUCGCACAAGAACUUGGUGGUGAUGAUGACGGGGACUUCGAACUUGGAGAUUCUGGCCAAUCAAGUCCUUUAGCCGUCGACUCGCGCUAUUAUGAUGAACCUUCAGUCGCGGCCCAGCUCUUUGAUGCGACAGAUUCUAUGGUCUCGGAGAGGACAACAACUCAAGACACAACCGAUGGCGUCCUAUUAACAAGCUUCAACAGCCAACCAGACAUGCUAGACGCCGACGAUGACGACCUGGUAAUACAUGAAAAUUACUUUGGUUCAGGUUCUGUGAUCGAAGGUACCGCUCACCGGUGGAACUCGGCGAAUAAUGCGUACGACGAAAUAAACGACGAGAAAAUCCAGCGCAGCCCUCUUGCGGUUCGUGUACGCGACGUCCAUUUCAUUUGGAACCUUUUUGACGGCUAUGAUUGGAACCGAACACGUGAAGUCAUUUCAAAAGCCGUUCAGGACAUUGAGACUACAGCUAUCGAGCGUCAAACACGCCAUGAUCGUGCCCGCGCCAAUACUGAUAUGGAAAUAGUAGAAGAGGAAACCGUAAUCGGGGACUUCCUUUUCAAUUCGAUUUAUAUCGGUAUCCCGGCAAACCGGGAUCCUCGAGAGCUUGCCCAAGCCAUCAAUCAAGAGUUGAAUGACGCCGCUACUGAAACUGAAUCGAUAGCAACGACGGCAAUGACCGCGACAACAAGCCGACAGGGUCACGCGUAUCGAGCCAAAAAGAAGCUCAAGUUGAACCGUAGCAAGCGCCACAAGAUUACAUUCGAGCUAAAGGGCAUCAAUGUAGAUUUGGUCACAUUCCCCCCAGAUUCCGGCGAGACACAAAGCUCAGUUGACGUUCGAAUCAAAGACUUAGAUAUUUUCGACCACGUACCAACAUCGACGUGGAAGAAAUUUGCAACGUAUGACCAGGAUGCUGGCGAACGAGAGAUGGGCACCAGUAUGGUUCACCUCGAAAUAUUAAACGUGAAACCGGUGGCGGAAUUGGCGGCAUCGGAAAUAGUUCUAAAGGCUACGCUUUUGCCACUUCGUCUCCAUGUCGACCAGGAUGCCCUUGACUUCAUUACACGGUUCUUCGAAUUCAAAGAUGACUCCGCGCCGAUACAUUCCUCUCCUAGCGAUGUACCCUUCGUACAAAGAGCUGAGGUAAAUUCUAUACCUCUGCAACUCGAUUUCAAACCAAAGCGCGUCGAUUACGGAGGUCUGCGGUCUGGCCAUACGACCGAAUUCAUGAACUUUUUAGUCCUAGAUCAGGCGCGGAUGGUUCUGAGACACACUAUCAUUUACGGUGUCUCUGGGUUCGAUAGACUAGGGCAGACACUGAACGAUAUCUGGAUGCCUGACGUGAAGAAGACUCAGCUCCCUGGCGUUCUCGCUGGUCUUGCUCCUGUUCGCUCCAUAGUCAACGUCGGAAGUGGCUUCAAAAAUCUCAUCGAAAUCCCAAUUAAGGAAUACAAGAAAGAUGGCAGAAUAGUUCGCAGUAUAAGCAAGGGUGCCGUAGCUUUUGCAAAGACUACAGGUACUGAAAUUGUGAAGCUUGGGGCUAAGCUAGCCGUGGGUACACAAUAUGCUUUACAAGGUGCUGAAGGCGUCCUUGGCAAGCAGCCAGAAUCCCGUGAAAUCACAGGAUGGGAUGAUGAUGAAUUGGACGACGAAGAACCUAAGCAGAUUAGUCUAUACGCCGAUCAACCUACAGGCGUCAUCCAGGGACUUAGGGGUGCAUACUCAAGCCUUGCUCGCGAUUUGAACGUUGCAAAGGAUGCUGUUAUAGCAGUACCUGGCGAGGUCAUGGAGAGUCAGAGUGCUCAAGGAGCCGCCAAGGCUGUUCUCAAGCGGGCACCAACAAUUAUCUUUAGACCCCUCAUCGGUUCAAGCAAGGCGAUUGGGCAGACUUUGAUGGGAGCUACAAACGCAUUAGACCCGCAAAAUCGGAGAAGGGUCGAAGAGAAAUACAAGCGUUACUAAUCAUUAUCUUACUGAAACCUACCUAUCUACAUAGCAUAUCUUUUCUCGGCACGGAGUAUGGAUAUGUCACGGGCCUGAUGCUUCUUUUUUUAUAUUUGAAAUUCUUGCAUGACGCAUGACGACAAAUGCAUCAUAGACGGCGAAUAAAUUGAUGUUAUAAGUUCUAUGAGAUUGACAAGGACUUCUGUAAUUUUUAUUUAGGUUACGAUAAGUUCUUGUAUCGGGAACAACAGCAUAGCAUAUUACCUAGUUUACAUUUGACAUAUACCUGCUCUAAAUCACAUCACGACGGAUCUGUUUAUCUCGUGGGCAGAGAUACAUGUCUCGGAGCAUUCGCUGGAGGUUAUUUGAACUUUUACCGUAGGUUGAUAGGUAGUUAGAUACCUAUUCCAGAUACAUUUGCAUUAUUUGUAUGGCAAGUGUUUGGUCUUAUUUACAGAAACUGAUAUAUUUUAUUACUGCGGCAUUGUGAGAGGUAUCUGUUUCCUCUUUACCUAGCGCUGUUUUUAUAAACUGCCAUUACGCUAUAAUAUAGUGCCUAUUAAUAAAUUUAUAAGGCU